AUGGUUAAAUUCGAUAUAAACUCCGUUGCAAUCAUCGGCGCCGGUCCUGCUGGUCUUGCAGCCCUUUAUGAAUUUCUCCAUACUUCCAAAGAAGGAAAGUCAACCGUUGGAACCACCACCAGACCCACCAACCCUCUAUUUUCCAAAAUCGUCGUAUUUGAACAAAAAUCCGCCGCUGGUGGUAUUUGGACCCCUGUGACUCAAGAGGCUGAUUUACCGGUCCCACCGCAGCAGAUUUUGGAUACUGAGUCUUAUCACCUUCCUGAAAUCAUCAGGCCUAGGAAUAUUCCUCCACAAGGGAUUGAAGAUAGUGAUAUUACGAAUCCGAAACGGAAUGAGAACAGGGGCGUGAAGGAGGUUUGGUUGGAUAAUGAAUUAGAAUGGAGCAGGAGUGGGAUAUAUCCUAAUUUAUUCACUAAUAUUCCCGCUAGAUUCACGAGGUUUUCAUUCAUGGAAAAUGAAGAGAAAUAUUAUGAUACGACUGAGAGAAAGAUUUAUCCCUUUAUGUAUCAUCAAGAAUUAUCCGGUAGAUUUAGUGAUUUUAUUAAGGCCGAAAAGUUGGAUGAAUAUGUUAGAGUGAAUAGUACUGUUGAGAAUUUGAUUAAGAAUCAAGAUACCGGGAAAUGGGAUAUUAGUAUUCGUAAGAAGAAUGAAAACAGAGAUGAGUCUGAAUGGUAUUUAGAAUCAUUUGAUGCUGUGGUGAUUGCAAAUGGUCAUUACACAGUUCCAUUUAUUCCAAACAUCCCGGGAAUGGCAGGGUUUAAUGCGAAAUUCCCCGGUGUUCUUAUGCAUGCCAAAUCAUUCAGAGAUCCCGAAGAAUUCAAAGAUUUGGAUGUAUUGGUUAUCGGUGGAGGGAUUUCCACAAUUAAUUUGUUGCAAUAUAUCGUACCCAUAGCUAAAUCAACCACUAAUUCCAAACGAGGCAAAAAUGCGGUAUUUCCAUUCAUAAACGAUGCAUUAGUCUCCGAUGGUAUUAUCCCCCAAACAACUAUCUCCAAAAUCGACCCCGAGACAGGAUUGGUUCAUUUCGAUGAUGGAUCAACAGGAAGAUUCGAUAAGAUCUUAUUGUCAACCGGUUAUCAUUUCCAUUUCCCGUUCUUACAACAACAACAGAAUUUGAAGAUUAUUAACCCAGGUAAUGCAUCGCGUGUCCAAGGGUUAUAUCUUCAUACUUUCAACCAACAGGAUCCAACAUUAGCAACUAUUGGAGUAGCUGUUUCGCAAUUAAAUUUCCAUACUAUGGAAGCCAGUGCUGCUGCUAUAGCUGGUGUAUGGUCAGGUUUGAGGACCUUGCCCACUGUACAAGAACAAAAGGAAUGGGAGAGACAAGAGGUGGAGAAGAAGGGAGAUUCGAUUGGGUUUCAUUAUUUCAAUCAUUUUGAUGCUGGGAAUGGGUUUAUUGAUACUUUGGAGCCAUAUUUCCCCGAGGGAAGGUUUAAUCCUUUGCAAAUAGAUGGCGAAUUUGUAGGCGAGGUUGAUAUGGGGAAGGAUCGUUUAAGAGAUUUAUUCUACGGGUUAAAGGAUAAGAAGAUACCUAUUUCUGAUACUGUUUUGCCAAUGGAUAGUUUAUAG
Messenger RNA from Hemisphaericaspora subhashii, 1572 nucleotides. RefSeq lists its product as uncharacterized. The transcript has a single exon. The record is from RefSeq and is a predicted model, not a curated record. The coding region runs from base 1 to 1572 and encodes 523 amino acids. NCBI's taxonomy places the organism in Eukaryota, Fungi, Ascomycota, Pichiomycetes, Serinales, Debaryomycetaceae. Gene Ontology annotation, molecular function: N,N-dimethylaniline monooxygenase activity; NADP binding; flavin adenine dinucleotide binding.